Symbiodinium sp. CCMP2592 is the source of this 1551-nucleotide messenger RNA. The record is from the annotation of a GenBank genome assembly. Lineage: Eukaryota; Dinophyceae; Suessiales; Symbiodiniaceae.
AUGUGCGUUAGCGGAGGAGGGUCCCGAGCCUUUGCAUUCUCUUCGGGCAUCUACAAGGUGCUGAACGAGCUGAAUCUUCUUGCAAAGCUCGAAGGAAUAAGCUCCGUGAGCGGCGGUGCAUGGUGCUCCUCCGUGGUGAUGUUCGCCAAGGAGUAUCAGGGGAACCCUAUCGAGCUUGAUGCGCUCCUGGGCCCACCGACGACGCCGGAAGAGCUGACACUGGAAUUUCUGGCACAGCCCACGGCGCCGAUCGCCAGUGGGAUUUCCAAAGGCAACUCGGCUGCAAUCAUCGCUGCUGCCUUGGCGACUGACCUCGUGCACGAGUACGAAGCCUGGGAAAAAGUCAUCGCCGACUUUGUGCUGUCACCGUUUAACCUGGACAGCUUCGCGCCGCGACUUGCCGACUCUGCUGCGGAUGUAGAGCGAAUCAAGUCAGAGAACCCGUCUUUGGCAAGUGCGAGUUUCACGACUCCGCAACCUGGAAGACCACGAGUCUUCGUCAUGAACGGCACAUCGACGGCACCGAAGAAUUUCCAGGUAACAACAAGCAACGCCGUCUCCUUUCAGAUGUGCGCAGACUACAUUGGGAUCCCGUUCUACCCGAAUGACUCCAAGGUAACCUAUCCGCCGGCUCCUUGCUGUCCAGGCGGUAAGUGUCCUUCUUGCUGCAAAGGCGAGACACUUAUCGUUGGCGGUGGCAUGAUCGAGUCUUUUGCUUUCGGAGGCGCAGCACCCAAAGUACAGUCCGGCGGCAAAAUGCCAGUGCCACAGGGUCCGGCUUUCGCUUUGCCUCGGGCCAUUGGAAUUAGCAGCUGGGGUCUGGGCGGCGUCUUCGCCGAGGUGCGGGAGGGCAAGUUUGUGAACAGUCAAGCAAACUACUGGCCGGUGACUUCGAGCAUACUCCCGGGCCCACAGAUGGCGAAGGUGUGGCAGUUCGGCGACGGCGGCGGCGUCGACAACUCAGGGAUGCUGGCGCUGCUGCAGCGGGGUGCUCGGAAGGCGCUAUGGAUUUGCUCCAGCUUCCGGGCUUUGGCAGCGAACUACGACUGGAAAAGUGCAACGCAAGCGACUUUCGAUCCCAUAGCAGCAGGAGUUGUGGACCAAGUCUACACCCUUUUCGGGUACGUGAACAAAGAAGACACGACCGAGUACCUGACAAACAACCAGGUCUUUGAAAAAGAUAAGCUGCUUCCCUUCAUGCGAAAGGUGGUCGCUCUUAAGGAGGCGGGCAAACCAGCAGUUGUGAAAGAGCAGCUUACCGUUCAGACCAACACGUGGUGGGGCAUUCAAGGAGGCAAUCAGCUGGAGUUUAUCAUCUUCUACCUGGAAACCUCCACUGACUUCGAGAGUGCUCUGCCGGAAGCAACGCAGCAGAACAUCCAUGAAGGAGCGAAGGGCGAGUUCAAGGGCUAUCCGAUCUACGCUACUACCGGCCAGAAUGCCAAUGACCCACUGGGCCUGACACCCUCGCAGGUAAACCUCCUUGCGGCUCAGGGCGAAUAUUCGGUGAGGCAGAACCAUCAGAUGAUCGAAGACUUCUUGAGUUGCUAA